AUGAGCGUGCGUCAUCGCGCUCAGAGCCGCCCCCGAUUGACGGCGCCCGCGGCCAACGAGCGAGCAGCUCCGCUGAGCCGGCUGCCGUUGGGCGCGGGCGGAGCGUCCCCGCCACCAUAUUCAACAGUUAAUAGUGUCGCGAGCGCCGUAGGAGGAAGGUGCUUUCGCGGCUCCGUCCGUGCUCCGGUCCGCCGUCCCGUCCGCGCAGCGAGCCCGCCGGAUCCCAGAUGGUGGACCCGCGCUGUGCUCGGCUGCGCCUUCCUUCCGGCGCGCAGGCACCGGCGGUACCGACCUCGCCCCUUGGUCUCAGAUCUCCUCCUCGCGCCGGCUGGGCUCCCGGGGCCGCACUCGCCCCUUCUCCGCUCUCCCGCGGCGGAUGGAGGGCGGCGAUCGACCCGGACUUGGAGCCGCUGCUCCGGCCGGACCUGCGCCCGUCCAGCUCUGCCGCUUCCAGUCUGGCGCCGUCGGGCAGCGCGACCGGGUCGCGGAGGCCGCGGAGAGCCCGGCCGGGAGACGGCUCCUGCCGCCGCGGAACUGCGGCGGAGCGUCCAGAGCGGGCCCCGCUUCAGGGGUGAAGGCGACAGCGACGGCUCUGCGGGCCAGAAGGUUGUAUGUACCUUGAGGGAGUUUGAUAAAUACAGACAAUAUCUUACGAGUUUAAAAUUAGAUUUUGAAAAAAACUAUAUAAAAGAACAGGUAAGUUACCCCGAAAAUGAACUAAGAUACGAUAUGAAAAAGAACUUCCAACAUCAGCACUGUCUGGAAGACUCAUGCCAGAAGAUGAUCAUCAAAAAACCCCAACAAAGAUCCACGCACUGCUACAGCUGUAGAUGCACUCAUCCCACCCGUUCCUGGACUUGCCAUGGGAAUGAGGAAGGAGAUAUCUAAGCUGGCCUGUGCAUACAGUAAAACAACAAAUUUGACUGGAUCUAUACUGUUGGAACUCAACCAAGAAUUUGGAGAAGUGCAAAUUGUAGCGCUCCAAAAUCUUACAACUACAGACUAUUUACAGUUAAAAGAACAUAUGGGAUGUGAACAGUCCCCAGGAAUGGGUUGUUUUAAUUUGUCUGAUUUCUCUCAGACUGUUCAAGUUCAGUUGGACAAUAUCCACCAUGUCAUAGAUAAGUUUUCACAAAUGCCUAAGGUGCCUAACUGGUUUACUUGGUUUCACUGGAGAUGGCUGGUAAUUACAGAUAUGCUUUGGUUAUGUAACUAUACUCCUAUUAUGUUAAUGUGUGUGCGCAAUUUAAGUAGUAGCUUAAAACCUAUUCAUGCUGAAGUUACUCUACAAGAAGAUAUGCCAAAGAAAUAAUCAAUCUUCCCAUGUUUUCUUCCGCCUGCUACUUCUAUAGCUUUUCUUCUUCCUUCCUAAUUACAACCCUUAAAUAGAAUUCGUGCCUCAUAUCAAAUUUACCGAGUAUCAUAAUUCUUCCAAGUGGUAAAGAUACCUUGAGACAAAUGCUGGGCAUAGAAGCCACAGGGCAUAAAUAUGCAAAGAUGUAAAAAGCUAACCUUUUCAAACAAUAAGGCUUCUCUCUCACUUACCAACUUCACAUUUCCCUGUAUGGCCCCGGAAGAUGACUGGUUAGCCAGAGACGGGUAAGAUUCCUCAAGGGAGGAACAACCUAAGACAGGCACAGUCGCAGGGGGGCCAUCAGGUGAGAAAUUGGGGAUCAACAGAGGUGAGGCUUAGAACCUCACCCCCCCUGUUCUGAGAGAAAUCUUCUGCAUACGUGGAUGUUUUAUUGCCCUUGUCUAGCUUGGAUUAACACAUAGUCUACAGGCACACACCUGAUCAUCUACAUUUGCUCUCUUACAACACUAAACUAUGUUUUCUACCUUUAUCUUGUAUCUACCUACCACUUCAGCAUUUUAUUAAAAAUAAUAAUAAUAAAGAGAGAAAUGUGGUAUCCACACAUAAAUCAAGUAUAAAAACCAAAUGAGUAUUCAUAUUUGAACUGACUGUUUAGAGUUCAUAAUGCAUGAGCAAAACCGAAAGUUUCUGUGAUGACUGCCCUUGUACUGUUCACCAUGUAACUUAUUCACUAUGUAAGAGUUUGUUCUCCAUGUAAGAACUUGUUUGUUAUGCCUCAGAAGAUUGGAGACUGACGAAAAUUAGGCUUGGGGUGGAUUAAUGAUUGUGCAUUGAGCAUUGACUCCCCUAUACAGAAUUUUAUUGUCGUUAACAACCAUUUGAUCAAUAAAUAUGAGAGAUGCCCUCACAAAAAAAAAAAAAAAAAAGGGCAGACUUCCAAUGGUAAAAUAAAUAAGUAACCGGGAUGUAAUGUAUAGCAUAAGGAAUAUAGUCAAGAUAUUGUAACAGCUUGGUAGGGUGAUAGCUCGAACCUCGAAUUAUGUAUAUAAAUGUUCUACCACUGUGUUGUACACUUGAAACUAAUGUAAUGUAAUACUGUGCGUCAACUACCCUUCAAUAAAAAAUAAUUAUUUAAAAUAAAUAAAAAA
Messenger RNA from Manis pentadactyla (Chinese pangolin), 2463 nucleotides. RefSeq lists its product as uncharacterized. Lineage: Eukaryota; Metazoa; Chordata; Mammalia; Pholidota; Manidae. The transcript is spliced from 3 exons. The coding region runs from base 1 to 888 and encodes 295 amino acids. The record is from RefSeq and is a predicted model, not a curated record.